Peniophora sp. CBMAI 1063 is the source of this 2007-nucleotide messenger RNA. The record is from the annotation of a GenBank genome assembly. NCBI's taxonomy places the organism in Eukaryota, Fungi, Basidiomycota, Agaricomycetes, Russulales, Peniophoraceae.
AUGGCUAUCGAACAUCUCUCACCCAACAAAGUCUCCGAUAUACUCUCGGUCGCCACGCCGACCCUCAUGGGACUGCCCAACGAGUUACUUCUCAGAAUCGUUGAGUUCCUCGGCCCACCCGAUCUUUCGUGCUGCGACCCCGGCUGGCUGGUAGUCCCUGCAAUCUGUCGUCGUUUCAAGGAAGUAGCGGGCAAGAUACGUUCGUGGGAGUCUGGAAGCGUUAAUGGUCCCAACGGCGCGCGAGCAAAGUAUGGGUGGAAUACCUUCUCGCCAGACGGGAAGAGGAGGAUGGGCAUGCCACCUGGGACGCCUGAUAAAGGCUUCUGGAUGGAUGACGAAGAGAAUAAUAUGUCUUUGGGUUGUCAUCCAUCGUACAAGGGCGGUGGCGUGGAGUACUUCAAUGCUUCACUCAGUGUUUCAUCUAGAUCUGGCAGAUCCCACAAAGACGCAGUGCCCAAGCUUAAUCGUUAUUUCCACGGCUCCGCAGCCCACGUCCUCCCUCGCCUAAACUUGUCGUGGCUGAACAGCAUUCGCAUAUCGGUGCAUCAUGACCAAGAGUCUGCCACCCAUUCAGGCUUUUCGUCUGCAGACGUCCCAUGCAUCGUCGCUCCCGCGCUGGAAGAGCUAUACCUUCAAGACUAUAUCAUUGACUGGCGCUGCACCGGCCUGAAGAAGCUUCGCAUCGGACUGAUAGGGGUUUCAGGCUAUCGCUACCCUCCCUCGCAACUCCUGCGGCGUCUACACGAUUCACGGUGUACACUCGAAGAAGUUUGGCUUGCCGACUGUCUCUCCCCAAUGCCCAACGAUGAUCAAGAUGCAGCACGCGUGCCUGUGCACAACUGUCCCCGACUGCGAGACUUUCUUGUCCAUGACGGUCCCCGCGAAGCAGGCUGGCUUUGUUCACGCGUCAGCCUCCCGCCUGGCCGAUGGCCCUCGAUCUCUGGUGGGUCGGGAGCGGACCUUGCGUACCUCCGAUCCCUCGCGGGCGAGUACAGGCGCUCGGCCGCCGAUCCUGAUUCAGACGGUCCUGGCUUUCGUGGCGAGCCAAAUGCUCUUACUAUCCGCGCUCCUGACGAGUACGACGAGUACGGCUGCUAUGUCACUGCCAGCAAGAUUCCUGGCGUAGUCGAGGGGCCCGAUAUGAGUCUGGAGUUGUACGCAAAACGUUGCAUCGCGCGUUAUAUAGACUACGACCGCGAGCAAGCCGUGAGAGAGCUCGAUGGAAUGGUCCCCGGUAUCAACCCCGUCUUCGUAACCCAACUCGACUGGUCCUCCGCCGCGCGGAGCAUGCAAGAAGGCGAUGACCGUGGCACGCAACACUCAGGGCUGGAGGGGAUUGAGCACCUAUUCUUCGACGGCCUGGGAUGGCGGCUUGUUGGAGGGGACGCUCCGGACCGUGGGGUCAAAGUCUGGACUGAAGUCCUUCGCCAACUGCCAAGUGUGCGAUCCCUCUACAUCUACGACCCGUGUCCUGCUGCACUCGCUCCGCUUAUCAACGAGCCCGAUCUACUCCCCAACCUCGAGACGCUCUGGAUAGGACGCGAUACGGACAUAAAGGGUGAUGGCGAUCUGGCGAUGCGCAUGCCGGAGGAUGACUGCUACGGUUCUGAGGACGGCUACAGUUCGGACUUCGACCAUGAAGAUGAAGUAGUGAAGCGUCAAAUCGCCGCUUCAGACGACGAUGCUGCUUCACUGGAAGAUGGAGAAAUCCCGGAUGACGAGCACGUCUCCGGACCCGGCGGGGAUGCGAAGCCGGACGUCGGUUCAGGCCGUGUCGACGACUCCAAGGACAACGGGACCAGCGGAGAUGGGGCUUCGAAGCCCGACGGAUCAAUCCCGAAAGCGCGCACCUCACCGAAGUGGUUCUGCAAGAUUGACGCCGAGGGUUUGCUGAAGAUUGCCAGGGACCGCGACCUCAGAUGUACGCUUGAGAAUGUCGAGAUUGUGUCGGAUGAUCCACGGGCGCUGGAGAAGGCUUUGAGCAUGUUUGGGGAAAACGGACCUUAA